GGAUCAAGUCGUUUUUAUUUUUUCGGUAAAUUUACGUGGACGCAUAUUAAAUAUAAUGUCGAUCGGCAAAGUGAGUGAAUUCAACGUCAAAACGGGAAACUGGACUUUAUAUGUUGAGAGACUAGAAAUGUACCUUAAGGUAAAUGCAGUGAAAAACGAAAUGUGGUUGCCGACAUUAAUCGCCGGUAUGGGAGACGAAGCGUACGAAUUAUUAAGUAAUUUAACAAGUCCGAUUAAACCGGGAGAUAAAUCGUAUCAAGAAGUGGUAAAAAUACUUCAGGAACAUCUUCAACCGAAACCCUCGUUCAUGGCGGAGCGAUAUCGUUUUCGACAAAGAAGACAGUUGAGCGGAGAAACGAUUCCGCAGUAUAUAACCGAACUUAAGAAAUUGUCGAAAUACUGCGAGUUUCAUUCAACUCUAGAGGACAAUUUAAGGGAUCAAUUGGUGUGUGGGCUAAGAAGUGAUGUCAUCCGUCAACGAUUAUUCGCAGAAGAUAAUCUGAAAUAUUCCGUAGCUGUGAGAAUAGCUUGCGCUUUAGAGGCGGCGGAGCGGGAUUCGGCCGCGGUGGAGCAGGCGGGCGACGGCGACGGGCUCGGCGGUAGCGGCGCGGACAGCGCCUUGCAUGCGGUGACGUCAUCGACAAGCCGCGCUCGAACGCGGGAGCAGGACAGCGCACCGAGGGCUUUUAAAGGUCGAGAACAUGGCGGCGGCAAUGCGCUAUAUUGUAGCGCGUGCGGGUCGAGGUACCACCGAAGUGAUGAUUGCCGCUAUAAGAAAUUCGUGUGUGGUAAAUGCAAACAGAGCGGUCAUCUACGCCGGGUAUGUCCCAAACGAGGGGGGUACACGGGAAAUGCGGGCUCCCGACGCCACAUGUACCAUGUGGAGGCGGCAGAGUGCGAGACACCGUCAGCGGACGACGAGCCACCAUCCGUGGAAAGUCAAACGGAGUUACAGGAGGAUCUACACCAUCUAUGUUUAAAUAGCUAUAAACCGGUGAGCCUAACAUUAUUAUUAGACGGAUUUAAACUUAAUAUGGAAAUUGAUACCGGGUCGGCAGUGUCUUGUAUAAGUAAAGCGACUUAUAAUAAAUAUUUUUACACUAGACCUAUGGACAAGUUCGAUCUGGUUCUAAAAUUUUAUGAUGGAAGUCGAAUCAAACCUUUAGGCAUCAUCAAGCCCGAAGUUAGAUAUGGAAAUAUAACAAAGCACUUAGAACUGUUUGUAAUAGAUGGGGGCACGACUUCAUUGUUGGGUAGACAGUGGCUGUCGGAACUGCAGAUUAAAAUUCCGACAUUCCACAGCAUGGUGCUGGAUGACCAUUUUAGUAACAAUAAUUUGUCAUUAUUACUCGACAGAUAUAACAAGUUGUUUUCCGGCGGCUUGGGGCGGUUCGCGGGCGGCAAGGCGACGCUGCGAGUCCGGGAAGGGGCGACACCGGUGUUCUGCCGCGCACGACCUUUGCCCUACGCGCUCAAGGACCGCGUGGAUGCUGAGCUGGAUGCGAUGCUUCGGGAGGGGGUUAUUGAACCCGUGGAGAGCUCUGACUGGGCUACACCUCUGGUUCCGGUACGUAAGGCGGAUGGAGGGCUCCGAAUUUGUGCAGACUAUAAAGUGACAUUGAACCCCGUAUUGCUGGUCGAUAGAUUUCCCUUGCCUAGGAUUAAUGAUUUGUUAGUAGGUAUGAAUGGCGCUAAAAUAUUCUCUAAAAUCGAUCUGUCACAAGCCUACAAUCAGAUCGAACUAGAUAACUCUAAAAACCUUACCGUUAUAAAUACACAUAGGGGCUUAUUUACGUAUAACAGGCUAGUAUAUGGGUUGUCAUCAAGUCCAGGAAUUUUCCAGCGUAUAAUGUCAAAUCUUUUUCACGAUAUCGAAAAGGUAGAAGUAUUUUUAGACGAUUUAAUAAUAGGUUCUUCUAAUGAAAGAGAGCAUUUACAAAUAUUGGAGACGGUGCUUAGUAGAUUACAUAAAAACGGAAUGAAGCUUAGGAAAGACAAAUGUUUAUUCAUGGUGGACGAGGUCAAGUAUUUAGGAUAUAUUAUUUCAAAAGAUGGCAUUAAAGUUGAUCCUGACAAGGUAGCUGCUAUAGUAAAAAUUCCGCGCCCCAAGGACGUUUCGGACUUAAGAUCAUUUUUAGGAUUAGUCAAUUUUUACGCUAAGUUCAUUAAAAAUUUAAGUACUACCUUAGCCCCACUUUACGGCUUAUUAAAAAAGGGUGUUACUUGGGACUGGGACAGAAGUUGCGAGGACUCUUUUAAAAAAAUUAAAAAGGUCUUAACCAGUGCGGAAGUAUUAUUGCAUUACGAUCAAAACAAACCGUUAAUACUGACGUGUGACGCGAGCGCUCGAGGUAUAGGAGGCGUGCUCACUCAGCCGUGCGCCGGCGCAGCGGGAAGCGAGCGGCCGGUGGUCUAUGUGUCGAGAGCUCUCAGCGACGCGGAGAAACAUUAUUCACAAAUUGAUCGCGAGGCUUUAGCAAUUGUUUUUUGCUUAAAAAAAUUGCAUCAAUACCUGUAUGGUCGACGGUUCACCUUACGUACUGAUCACAAGCCGCUUGUCAGUAUUUUUGGCCCAAAACAUGGCAUUCCUUUAAUGGCUGCGAGCCGAUUGCAGCGUUGGGCGAUUACGGUAUCCGCUUACUCUUAUGACAUAGAGUACGUUAGUAGUAAACAGAACUGUGCGGAUGGCUUAUCUCGUCUACCGGUAUCGGUUCAAUCCACAAAGAAAGAAUGUUUAGAUUUACCUGAACAAACGUAUUUACAUUUCGCUCAAAGUGAAAUGUUACUAGAUUAUAAUGAAAUUAAAAAACAAACCCAGCGCGAUCCGAUUUUAGGUAGAAUUAUACUAUACUUAAGAGAAGAUUGGCCCAUCGAUAAUGUGGUCAAAUCAUUGCAACCGUAUUUUAACCGAAAAAAGGAACUAUACGAAGAACUAGGGUGUAUCAUGUGGGGUCAUAGAGUAGUCAUACCGGAGAAUUGCAGGGGUAGGGUGUUAAACGAACUCCACGAAUGCCACAUGGGAAUCGUCAAAACGAAGGCGGUAGCUAGAAGCUAUGUGUGGUGGCCGGGGAUCGAUGAGGCAAUCGAAACGAUGUGUCGAGCGUGCGUCGUGUGUGCGGCCGAGGCGGACGCGCCCCAACGGCACACUCCAAGCCCGUGGCCAUGGCCGGCUAAGCCUUGGUCUCGUAUACACAUAGAUUUUUUAGGGCCAAUUUUCAAUAAAAUUUACUUGGUAAUAAUUGAUGCCAGAACUAAAUGGCUAGAGGUUUUUUAUGUACCGAGUACAGCAGCUAGCCACACUAUAGUUAAACUUUCCGAAGUUUUUGCUAGGUGGGGUCUACCUAAACAAUUAGUAUCAGACAAUGGGCCGCCAUUUAUCAGUAAGGAAUUUUCUCAGUUUUUAACAAAUAAUGGGAUACAGCAUGUUUUCACCGCACCGUACCACCCGGCUUCAAACGGUGCCGCGGAAAACGCAGUCCGCACUGUCAAGAAAGUUAUUAAAAAGGCAGUGAGGGAAAAUAAAGAUAUAAAUUUAUUUUUAAACACUUUCCUAUUGCAUUAUCAAAAUACCGAACAUUGUACUACGGGCGAAAGUCCCGCUUCUCUCAUGUUAGGAAGAAGAUUACGUACUAAACUAGACGUACUUAGACCGGAUAUUGAGAAUAAAAUUAUUAAAACUCAAAUAAACCAGAAAGAGAACGCUCCCACUGGUGAACGUGGCCUGCAGCCGGGUGAGGAUGUAUGGCUUCGCCGAUAUCAGGGGAGUGACAAGUGGACAGCCGGACAAGUGACGCAACGUUUGGGCGUAACGGACUACAAAGUUUUAGACACUAUAGGUAAGGAGUCACAUAAGCAUAUAGACCAGCUAAAACGUAGAAUUAGGAGUUCACUGAUUUGUCCCCGUAGUAGUAAUAGUCAGCCAAAUUCGAGUUCCGAGUCGUUGUCUUGCACCGGUGCAGAGGAAAUUAAUGCGCCUAGAAUAAACCCUGCCGUAAAAGACACCGGGAGGAAAUCAAAAGCACCGGAGGGAACCGAAAUAAUAGAUAAGAGUGAUUGCUUAGAUACGGCAAGGGAAACGUCAACACUUCGUGCUCCAUCAGCUCAUACGUCGCCUGUGCCGCCCGCAACGCCGCCCCAGGUCUUUCGGCCGGUACGCAAGUGCCGUUUGGAUAACCCCCCAAGCUAUAAAGAGUAGUUACCAUUGCACUAUAUUAUUUUUAUAUACCUUUUUUUUUUUUUUAAAUAUUUUCAAGAUUUUUUUUUUCCUUUUCUGUAUAACAGUAUAGUAUAAAAUACUUAUAUAUAACUAAUUGUAAGUCUUAAUUAAGGGGGAGGAUUGUAAUGAGGGUACAUUAAAUAUAUAAGUGAUUGAUUGUAAAAGGCUUGUCGAACAGUCACGAAUAAACCGUCAAUCCGCU
This is a messenger RNA of Parnassius mnemosyne (clouded apollo), 4418 nucleotides long. Lineage: Eukaryota; Metazoa; Arthropoda; Insecta; Lepidoptera; Papilionidae. The record is from the annotation of a GenBank genome assembly.